This is a messenger RNA of Exophiala dermatitidis NIH/UT8656, 859 nucleotides long. RefSeq lists its product as uncharacterized. The coding region runs from base 235 to 741 and encodes 168 amino acids. NCBI's taxonomy places the organism in Eukaryota, Fungi, Ascomycota, Eurotiomycetes, Chaetothyriales, Herpotrichiellaceae. The transcript has a single exon. The record is from RefSeq and is a predicted model, not a curated record.
GAUCGCGGUUUGUAAGCCGAUCCCGCUGCUGCCUCCGGUGAUGAGGACUGUGCUGUUUCGUGGGCCGGUCAGCUGGGAACGCGAGAUGUUGAAUGCUUCGGGGGGUGCCAUGAUGGCGUGGCAGCUGCUUUUGUUUUGUCCUUUUUGUCUUUUUUUUUUCUUUUUAAAUAUUUUCUUUCUUCUCGUUAAUGCACUUGUCCACGCCACACCACAGGAGAGAUCAGUGCUAUUUCUAUGUUCGGCCGGGUGAUCUUAAGGCUGGUUGCGAUACUGUAUGUUCAGUUCCACCGGAUUUCGCUCCCCCCGCAUCCCCCGGAUGUUUUGCAAUGGUGGACCCUUCGGACCUGUACUGGCACCUCGGAUCUAGGCGAAAGCCACUCACUGCAGGCCCAAUUUCGCCCGGUUUUCGGUCUUUCUCCUUUUAUUCACACAUCUCGUAUACCAUUACUCCCACUGCAAUGUGCUUCGGUGACGGAGGCCUUUCCAGAAUGCAUGGCUUUGACAAGAAAUACAACCCUGCACGGCAGAGGCCUGGAUAAUAAGUACUUCAAGUUCACGUGGCUGCAGUGCCGUUGUAACAGGGCCCAAAGGGAGAAGAAACAGUUCUGUCAGUCAGUCGAUUCCUGUUUGCAAAGUCCUGCAGUGUCAAUGCUGUUGGUCCAAGUUCCGGGCCACAAAGACACCAGCGUCACGAAUUUAACACAGCUGCAUUCCAUCUUCGGUUCAAGUCUUUUACAGUAGCGGUGGAAUGGUCGUUUCCAUGUCUUGAAGCAUGUUUUAUACAACCUCCUCAACCGGAGUCCUAGUACUGUAUGCAUGAGGUACUAGUUGUAGUAUCGUAUGCAAACCCAAUAUUGGC